Pecten maximus is the source of this 3664-nucleotide messenger RNA. RefSeq lists its product as uncharacterized. Gene Ontology annotation, molecular function: potassium ion leak channel activity. Bases 313 to 2475 code for a protein of 720 amino acids. Lineage: Eukaryota; Metazoa; Mollusca; Bivalvia; Pectinida; Pectinidae. Gene Ontology annotation, biological process: stabilization of membrane potential; potassium ion transmembrane transport. The record is from RefSeq and is a predicted model, not a curated record. Gene Ontology annotation, cellular component: membrane. The transcript has 3 exons.
GAGAAGAUCAGAGACUCAGUAUUGACAAAACUGGAGACAAAGAAAGGGUUAGAGAGGCAGUUUUGACAAAACUGGGGAAACAGAGAAGGGCAGAGACUCAGUAUUGACAAAACUGGAGACAAAGAAAAUGUUAGAGAGGCAGUUUUGAUAAAACUGGAGAAACAGAGAAGGGCAGAGACUCAGUAUUGACAAAACUGGAGACAAAGAAAAUGUUAGAGAGGCAGUUUUGAUAAAACUAGAGAAACAGCGAAGGUUAGAAAGUCAGCAUUGACAAAACUGGUGACACCCUUGUUCACAAUCGACACCAGAAGCAUGGCAUCAUAUUCGAAUCAAGCCCCAAUUGCUACGCAAGAGGAAUUUGCAGAGUUGUGUGAGUGUGGAACAGAUUCCUUUGGGAAGUCAGAUAGCCUUUCACACCCAGAUACAUUAGAACGUGAAAACAAGAAUGGCAGUGUCCCAAAUGUCGCGAAUCGAACCGCUGAUACAGUACACACUUCAAUUGAUCCCCUAAAUUCUUCAAAACAAAACAUCUCUGCUAUAAAAAGCACAAAAGAUGAAAUCAACAUUUUAGAUGACAGCACGUUUCCGAAUAGAUCCCAUGAUGGCAAAAACGGAGAUAUGCGUGACGAAGAUUGCAACAGUGGAACCGGAAGUCGAUAUUUUUUGCGAACUAGUUCAUCUGGUAGUCAAUUCAAGACUCCUAAAGGAGGUUUUGUCUAUUCUAAAUCUUGUGAUGGAAGUCCGCUGAGACUUGGACCUGAAACUGCCAUUCUAGGCUAUAUUGGGAAACGUUGUAGAGAUUGUGAUACCCUCUCUCAUGAACAAGGACAACAUUCUUCGGAGACUUUGUUUCUAGAAGAACUGUAUGGCUGUAACUCAAAAAUGAAUUCUUCAAAAGUUGGAACAUUCGAAAGUCUCGUUGUUUUUAACACAGUCACUGGACAAAGACUUCUUCCUGAUGGUUGUGAAGAACAAACGUCCCCAACUGAUGACGAACAGAGAACUGCUGCCGUCACUAAGAGCGAUAACUCUGAUGAUGUAAAAAGCAAAUUACAUGAUACUUGCAUGUUAGUAUGUAAAAAGAUAUUAGUUUACGCAGCCUCAAACGUAGGUCUAGCAUGUAUAGUUGUGGGAUACGCAAUCCUUGGAGCAAUUAUCUUUCAAAGUCUUGAGGCGUGGAAUGAAAAGAAAACACGCUCAACCAUUAGUGAAAUUCGCACAGUAAGGAUGGAAGAACUAAGAAAUAUAGCCAACAAGAUACACCAUUUGAAUAAAGAAUCCUGGACAAAAAACGCUGAUGAAAUAAUGAAAAAGUUCCAGCGAGAAUUGUACACGAAGACAAAAGGACAGGGAUGGGAUGGCGUAGAUGACGUUGUGGGAGGCGAACGAGACUGGACGUUCGUGGGAGCUCUUUUGUAUUCAGUUACACUGAUUACUACCAUAGGGUAUGGAGAUAUCACUCCGAAAACACCUGGAGGACGUAUCGCCACCAUGUUUUACGCUAUGUUUGGAAUCCCCCUCACACUUCUCUGCUUGGCGAACCUAGGAAACGUCAUGGCACAAACCUUUCGACAGUUAUUCUACAGAAUGGAAUUCAAGAUAGAAAAUUUAUUCUCAUACCUAAAAGGUCGAUACAAGGCAUCCAAGUAUAGGAUAACCAGCCGUAAUCCAUUCAUUAGGUUCUGUACGCGUCAUUUCCCGUGCAGAAAGAACAAAAACUGUAAUGCUGAAAUGGAGCUCGACGAAAUAAAAAAACUGGACAAACUCCACGAAACAAAUUGUGAGCCCUGUCGGGGUGUUUGCAAUUCCGAAUUUCCAUUUGAACACGCAGAAUCUCAAAUUGCUGUAGAGUGCAAAGAAAGUGAACACGGACUAUGUCGUGAUGAUGAAAAUCUACCGUGUAACAGUGCUUGCAACAUUGAUACUUACAGUAACGAGAAUGAUAAAGAAAGUCGGUCAAAGUCUGUUGGAAGCAUGGAUGUUGACCUAACGUUUCCGACUGUGGAGGGUGAUCACUCACAGCAAGAAGAAGAAAACGUACGCGAUACUCUGCCGAAAGCUAAACAUGAGAAACCAAAAGGAUUCAGCAAAGGGAUGUCGGUGAAACAGAGAAAGAAACUUGCCCGAGAUGUUCCGAUAUGGGUAUGCUUGAUUAUUGUGAUGGCAUAUAACUUGUUAGGAAGUGUGCUGUUCGGGCUGUGGGAGAAAGGUUGGGGAUUCCUAACCGGCUUUUAUUUCUGUUUUAUCACUCUGUCGACGAUUGGAUUUGGGGACGUGGUACCUGGACAUAGCAUGGAGUCCUGGCAAAGUCAGGAGAAACAAAUCAUAUGUACCAUAUAUCUCCUUGUCGGCCUGGCCAUGCUCGCCAUGUGCUUUGAUCUGAUGCAGAGACAGAUUCGUGAGCGGGCGAAACACUGCGCUAUUUGGAUGGGACUUCUUGAUGAAAACGGCAGUGAGAAAAUAACCGCAGUUUAAUGUAACACACGUAUUAAACAUACAGUAUUUAUCACCUAAUCUUCCUGCUGUCCAAUGAAUUCGCCCAUGUCAUAUCUGUACAAAUAUGUCAAUAGUGCAAUAUACCAAAGAGCGUUUUUCAUUGGACAGGCAUAAAUCGAUUCUGACGAUAAUAACACUGAUGACGUUACGCCAUGAAAACAAAAUGGCUGCCUUUGUUUGAUUUUGUCGUGCUUAUUUUGACCUAAAACCUUUCAAAAUAUAAAUUUCCUGAGUUUUAUGAUAAAAAAUUGUUUAAAAUCAUUCAAGAUCCUAUAUGUAAUGCAAAUUUCGCGGAUAUCUGUCUCAAUUAUUUACAUUUCAAAUACAUUUUAUUGAUUAAAUACUCAACAGGAUUGGGCAACAAACUUUACCUACAUCGGCUAUCCAAAGCUUCCAGCAUUUAGUGUUUAUUGAAAACACUCACGGUCAAUAUAGUUUAACUCGUCAUUGACUCUUCCGUGGUUUCAUCCAAACUACAGGAAUAUUUAAUUAGACUGAGUUAGCAUACUAUAGGAUCCCAUGGGAUGAAUAAUUAAGUUAUGAAUAACGUUGAUGACAAAUUAAUGAAUGCUCUUCUACAAAUUGCACGUGAGGACCCGAUAUUGCUCAAGGGCUGAUCACAGGGCUCGUCAACCCUGACAGCCUUGUGCUAUAUUGUUUUGGAAGCAAUUUUUUUGUAAUUUAAAAAAACUUAGAUUUGUAACAUAAAUUAGCUUUAUACUGUUGUAAAUCAUACGUACGUCUUGUCCCAUGAACCACUAGAAAUGGUUGCAUCAAAUAUUUAUGAGAUAUAAUGUAAAUCAUGUCUUCACUGAUACAUUGAUUUAUACAUACUUUAUUUGCUUUAAAAGCAUAAAGGAUUAAGUACAAGUUACUGUAACAUUACUGAGGCUCACUCCAUAAUACAAACUGUAUCAACUGAGAAAAAGUAUAAUGUGAUCACAAUGAAAACCAUUUCUAUACUAAUAAUUCAACAAAAACGAAAAACAAAAUAAAAACAAUGUAUAUCAUAUAUUACUGAACCAUUCGGCAUGUACUCUCGUUACUGUAUCUUAGAUUACUUGAGUUAUAUGCAUGAUAUAUGUUUUGAAGAAAAACUCAUAAAUUAUCUCCCGGGACAUAUGCAAUGCUGUUGUAACUAAAUAUGAAAUAAAGAUACGCAUUUUAA